AUGAUGGAUCUAUGGAAUCUCACCUAUGACUCCAAGAUCAGAUAUGAAACAGCUCAGAUGAUUAAUGAGUUGGAUAGGAAAAGAAGGGAAAUGGCCGGACCGGAACAAGCGGCAAGACAGUCGAGUGAAGUGUUGGGUCAGCGGAAAUCAUUAGGAAUAUGUCCGGUGAGAGCGGCAGCGGUUGGAGCGGUGGUAAUCGGUGGACUUGGCUACAUGGUUUUGUAUAGCAAGAAGAAACCUGAAGCUUCUGCUGGUGAUGUCGCUAAAGUUAUGUCAGGCGUCUCUGCUACUCCCGAGAACACUCGUCCUCGUGACUAA
Microthlaspi erraticum is the source of this 318-nucleotide messenger RNA. NCBI's taxonomy places the organism in Eukaryota, Viridiplantae, Streptophyta, Magnoliopsida, Brassicales, Brassicaceae. The record is from the annotation of a GenBank genome assembly.